AUGGAUCAGUUUGAAUACAUCAAAAUAUUUGAAGAGAUUGUGUUGCCCUGUGCCAAGGAGAAAAUGGCCCUAAAAUGGGUGUUUCAACAAGACAACGACCCCAAACACAUGAGUAAGCGAGCAACAUCUUGGUUCCAGACAACAAGGAUUGAGGAUCUGAAGGCGCUGAAAGAGGAGAGUGAAAUACUGAUUGAAAUGGAAGAGGAAGAUCUGUGUGAGAAAUAUCAUGAUUUCAAAUCUGGAGAAAAAGCUUUUAAAUGCUCACAGACUAAAAAAACUUCCUCAAGAAAAAGAACUCAAAAGACAGGAACUAGAAGUUAUUUCACCUGUCAACAGUGUGGAAGAAGUUUCACUGAAAAGGGAAGCCUUCAAGUCCACAUGAGAAUUCACAAUGGAGAGACCCCUUUUACCUGCAAACUGUGUGAGAAGAGCUUCUCACAAGAAGGAAAUCGUAAGACUCACAUGAAAAUUCACACUGGAGAGAAGCCUUUUGCAUGCCCUCAAUGUGGAAAGAGCUUUAGACAUAAAGUAUCCCUCAAAAACCACAGGAGGGUUCACACUGGAGAGACCCCUUUCACCUGCAAACUGUGUGGGAAGAGCUUCUCACUAGAAGGAAAUCUCAAGACUCACAUGAAAAUUCACACUGGAGAGAAGCCUUUUGCAUGCCCUCACUGUGGAAAGAGUUUCAGACAUAAAGUAACCUUUAAUGCCCAUAUGAGAAGUCACACUGGAGAGACCCCUUUCACCUGCAAACUGUGUGGGAAGAGCUUCUCACUAAAAGGUGGUCUUAAAUAUCACAUGAGAAUUCACACUGAAGAGAAGCCUUUCACCUGUGAUCAGUGUGGGAAGAGCUUUAGACAUAAAGCAUCCCUUAAAAGCCACAGGAGGGUUCACAAUGGAGAGACUCCUUUCACCUGCAAACUGUGUGGGAAGAGCUUCUCACAAGAAGGAAAUCUUAAGACUCACAUGAAAAUUCACACUGGAGAGAAGCCUUUCACAUGCCUUCAGUGUGGAAAGAGUUUCAGACAUAAAGUAACCCUUAAAAACCACAUAUGUAUUCACAUAUGUGUUAAAUGAAGUUCACAGACAGGAAUCACCUUAAAACGGAUAUAACACACAGUUUCUGGCAAUCUCAUGUUGAUCUCGAGUACCUGUAAAGUAGUAAUGAAUCCUUCAUAUUUCCGAAGAGUCUUCAGUUUUAUCAGAUUUACAGAAGAAAUCGGGUUCCUGGAGGCGUGCUGUGGGCGGAGCUAAAGAGUCACAAGCACAUCCUUAUUCAUCAACGAUGGAACAGUAUUGUAAAGUGUUACCAAAGACAUGCACAGAGAGCGACGGAGGCGCAGCAUCCCUGCUUGACAUGCAUGGGGAAAGUCUUGAAGAAAACAUGACUAAAGAACACCAGACACACCAAACCUCUCCAGUAGGACAGGAGGUGAAUGCAUAUCUAAGUGAGCUGCCCAUUUCCAGGAGCGAGAGCCCACUGCAGUUUUUACUGCAUGAAGAGGCGUAUACGACUCCUGUACACACCGCAGAUUUUUGGACAAAUCCGGGAGUAUUACUGACCAGACACGGGAAAUAUCAUGGUCCGUAUAUUGCCAAAUAUGUACCAAUUCGGAUGUAUGUUACUGAGGUAUUCUUCCGUCCAACAGCCAUUUGUUGCCAUGGCAAGUAAUCCCCUCAAAACAUUUUUUUUUCAGGGGACAUUCACACCUUUGUGGCACUGUGCCCUCCCCUUUUGGUCAUUCGCGUUAAAUUGGAUUGGUUGAUUUGAAACUAAACCCACCCCUAAACCAGACAGCUAUUGGGCCACUGAGCACACAGACUUUCCUCAAAAGUCAUUUCAUUGGUAAACUUGUGAUUUAUCCCACCCAAAACUGUUACAGAAAAGUGACUUUAUUUGUUACAUUUAGAAUAUAUCCCACCCAAAAACCUUACAGGUGAAUGAUGUGAUUGGUUGCAGACCAUGGGGCGGACAGAAACAUAUAGUUUAAACCAACAAUUGAUCAUUUGUCUUUACUCUGGGAAAAUAGUAAAUAGCACCUAAAACAAAAAGACAGAAAACAAUUUCAACAUUUAAAAAGACAACAUCUAAUGUGAAUUAAAGAUUUCAAACAAAUGCAGUAAAUAACAGAUGCAAUUAUGUCCCAGCAGACUCCAUACCUCACUGUAGAUCCUGUGUGCAUCUUCCUCAUCUUACAUUGAGCUCCAACAUUUCCGUUCUCCACAAUGCUCUUUUUGUGUUUGUCUCCGUUGACCUUGUCUCCAGCAACUGCAAAACAACAGUAAUGUUGACAAUAAUCAUGUUACGUCCCUUGACAUAAUUUAUAUUGUAUACCAUAACAGCCGAUGUAACGCUGCAGAGAAGCAGAGCUCGGCGAGAGUCCCUCUGCUAUCCCAAUCAACGUGUUGAGCAAAGUGUAAUCUAUGAAUCUGUUGUGUGAAUACGAAGUGCUCAUUUGAUAAUCAGUAAAACCAUGUAGGGAGAAGGGCACCUAUUUAUUUGGGUUUUACCCCCUUUCUGUUUUUCUCCUGUUUUUACGUUAGUCAGGGAGAGAGGUAAGACAACUGUCUUUAAUUUGCUUAUCUUUUGGUAGGUAAUUUGUUGUUUAAACUCCUUGGGAAGAUCUUUAGUUUAUUCAUUUGGCAUUGCCCUCUCCUGACGAUUUGGUUGUUUUCUGUUUAUCGAUCUUUGUUUGUUACUUAAUUGGCUUUGCUAAGCCGGCAAUAAA
Molecule: messenger RNA, 2729 nt
Organism: Sinocyclocheilus anshuiensis
Lineage: Eukaryota; Metazoa; Chordata; Actinopteri; Cypriniformes; Cyprinidae
Product: gastrula zinc finger protein XlCGF8.2DB-like
Exons: 4
Coding region: 1-1077 (358 amino acids)
Biological process (GO): regulation of transcription by RNA polymerase II
Molecular function (GO): RNA polymerase II cis-regulatory region sequence-specific DNA binding; DNA-binding transcription factor activity, RNA polymerase II-specific
Source: RefSeq, a predicted model, not a curated record